CAGCGCUCCCAGUAAGAGCGGCACUGGCAGGAAAAGCGCUCCCAGUUCCCUCCCAGCGCUCCCAGUAAGGGAAAUCGCUCUCGGAACCCGCCCAGGACAGAGCGCGGCACUGCCCGGACCGGGCUGGGAGAGGAGGAGGAGCGGGAGGAAGAGGAGGGACAAAGGAGGAGGAGGAGGGAAAAACGAAGGAAAAGAAAGAGGAAGAGGAGGGACAGAGGAAGAGGAGGAGCAGCCUCAGCCCCGCUCCGGCCGCGGCUCGCCCGGAUCCGCCGGCAUCGCCCGCCCGGAGCCCGCAGAGCAGGAGCUGAGCAUGGAGAGCAGCGAGGACAAAUCCCCGCGGCGGCAGAACCUGGUGGCAGAGGCCGUUGGGAGCGGCUCCACGGCGCAGGAAGGCAGCGGGGAGGAGAAGGCGCGGAGAUGCCUCAGCAGGAGGGGCUGCAAAGGCAGAGCGAGGGGAUCCGAGGGGGAAAGAGCCAGGCUGGGCCGGGGAGGGGGUCAGAGAUCAGAGCUGGGGGUCCGUGAGCAGCUCCAGGAUGGGGAGAAGCCCCACAAGUUCUCAGAGCUGGGGGUCCGUGAGCAGCUCCAGGAUGGAGAGAAGCCCCAGAAGAGCUCAGAGUUGGGGGUCCGUGAGCAGCUCCAGGAUGGGGAAAAGCCCCACAAGUGCCUGGAAUGUGGGAAGAGCUUCAAGAGGAGAUCCUGCCUGAUUGUCCACCAGAAGAACCACACUGGGCAAGAGCUGAGAUCCGAGGGGAAAAAACCCAGCCAGGGUCAUGGAGGGGGUCAGAGAUCAGAGCUGGGGGUCCGUGAGCAGCGCCAGGAUGGGGAGAAGCCCCACAAGUGCCCGGAAUGUGGGAAGAGUUUCAACAGGAACUUCAACCUGAUGGUCCACCAGAGGAGCCAUACCGGGGAACGACCCUACGAGUGUGGUGAGUGCGGGAAGGGCUUCAUCUCCACCUCCAACCUGUUUUUCCACCAGAGGAUCCACACCGGGGAGAGACCCUACGAGUGUGGUGAGUGCGGGAAGGGCUUCGCCUCCACCUCCCACCUGAUGGUCCACCAGAGGAUCCACACCGGGGAGAGACCCUACGAGUGUGGGGAGUGCGGGAAAUGUUUCGCCUCCAACUCCCACCUGGUUCUCCACCAGAGGAGCCACACCGGGGAGAGACCCUACGAGUGUGGGGAGUGCGGGAAGUGCUUCACCUCCAGCUCCAGCCUGACUGUCCACCAGAGGAGACACACCGGCGAGAGACCCUACGAGUGUGAUCAGUGCAAGAAGACCUUCCUGAGCUGCGGUGAUCUGGUCGUGCACCAACGCUCCCACACGAACGAGAGGCCCUUCCAAUGCCCCGAGUGCAGGAAGGGCUUCAGCGUCUCCACCCUCAACCGGCACCGGCGCAUCCACACCGGGGAGAAACGCUACAGGUGUGAUCAGUGCCAGAAGAGGUUCCAGACCAGCUCUGACCUCCUCAGCCACCAGCGGAUUCACACGGAGGAGAGGCCGUUCCACUGCCGUGACUGCGGGAAGGGAUUCAGGCACAAGGGCGCCCUCAUCGCCCACCAGCGCGUCCACACCGGGGAGAAACCCUACGAGUGUGGGGAGUGUGGGAAGAACUUCCGAAGGAGCUCCCACCUGACUGUCCACCUGAGGAUCCACACGGGGGAGAGGCCCUACGGGUGUGAGCAGUGCAAGAAGAGGUUUUACACCACGUCUGAUCUGCUCAAGCACCAGCGCUCGCACACGGAUGAGAAACCCUUCCGCUGUCCCGACUGCGGGGUGGGAUUCAGGAACAACUCCAGACUCGUCAAACACCAACAAAUCCACACCGUGGAGAGUCCCUACGAGUGUGGGGAGUGUGGGAAGAGCUUUGCUAGAAGCUCUGCCUUGGCCAGGCACCAAAAGAGCCAACACUGAGGGGAGCCCUGGGUGGGAUGAGCUUGGUGGUGUGCUCCAUCCCCCACAGGAGGAUCUGCUCUGGAUGGUCCCAGGUGGGCAGAGCCCAGGUGAUCCCUGUUGGAGCACACCUGGCUGGGGGCUCCUCAUCCUCCUGGCUCCUCGUGGCCUGGAUUUCCUUUCCAUUUCUCUUUGUCCUUUCCAAACCCCCAAACCUGGAGUUGAGAAUAAAGAUGUUGAACUGAAACAAGGAUGGGGAUGAGGGGGAUGCUGGCUCCGAGGGAGUUGAGGGUUCCUGGGGCAGAUUUGGGGCUUCCUCAGGACUUUGGGCACCCCACACCCAGCAGCUCCAUCAGGGGCAGCUGAUCAAGGACUCCCUGCCCUGGAAGUGUCCCCACGUCCUCCUGUCCUGGUUCCUGCUGUCCUCCUGUCCUGGAUCCUGCUCUCAUCUGAGUCCAGAUCCCAUUCUCUGUCUCAAUACCUGUCCCAUAUUCUCUCUCUGGUUGCCAUUCCCAGAUUCCUGUUCCCCUUUUCCAGUCCCUAAUUCCCAUUUCUCCAUUUCCUGUCCCCAUUUUCCUGAUCCCAAUCCUAGCCCAGUAUUCACGCUCCUGCCACAGACAUAUUUUAUGAAAAAUCUUUUAGUUAGAAUCUCCUGAGGAGCUGAGAGGCCUCAGAAAUCAAAUUUAAAUAAUUAUCCACCACUGUGGAAUGCAGCUGGUGCAUCUUUGAUUGAUCUCAUUUGGUUGUUUUUAAUUAAUGGCCAAUCAAAACAAUUAAUUGUUUUGAUUGGCCAUUAAUUAAAAACAACCAAAUGAGAUCAAUCAGCUCUCUCAGAUUUUGGUCACUCACAAGAUUUUAUUCUUAGAUUUUAUUAUUAUUCCUUUCUGGCCUUCUGAUGAAAUCCUUUUUUUUUUUUUCUAUUCUUUUAGCGUAUGUUUAAGGCAUCGUUUUAAUAUAAAAUAUAUCACGAAAUAAAUAAAUCUGCCUUCUGAAACACGGA
Molecule: messenger RNA, 2891 nt
Organism: Serinus canaria (Common canary)
Lineage: Eukaryota; Metazoa; Chordata; Aves; Passeriformes; Fringillidae
Product: zinc finger protein 883-like
Biological process (GO): regulation of transcription by RNA polymerase II
Molecular function (GO): DNA-binding transcription factor activity, RNA polymerase II-specific; RNA polymerase II cis-regulatory region sequence-specific DNA binding
Source: RefSeq, a predicted model, not a curated record